This is a messenger RNA of Bufo gargarizans (Asiatic toad), 2255 nucleotides long. RefSeq names its product ribosomal oxygenase 1 (gene RIOX1). Gene Ontology annotation, molecular function: histone H3K4 demethylase activity; histone H3K36 demethylase activity. Lineage: Eukaryota; Metazoa; Chordata; Amphibia; Anura; Bufonidae. The transcript has 15 exons. The record is from RefSeq and is a predicted model, not a curated record. Gene Ontology annotation, cellular component: nucleolus. Bases 48 to 1793 code for a protein of 581 amino acids.
ACUGAAGCUGCUUCGUACGUGACUUCUCCCUUACUAGACAUCUGUAGAUGGUGGCUAUGGCUCCCCCACGUGUGUCAGCAUUCGCUGUAUUUCAGCAGGUAAAGCAGGAGCCGAAGCCGCAGUUGGGUUUGGAGAAGAACAACCAGGGCGGAAUCUCAAAGUCUUCACAAAAGGUGUUGAAAAAGAAAAAGAAGCCAAGGAGUAAGGCAUUAUUAAGAAAAUCUGAAGCUCAAGAAGGAGAUGGCUCCUGCACAUUACAACCACUUAUUUCCUCAAACAAGAAAAAGAGCUCAACUAAAGGGGGCAAAGCAGCAAGCAAGAUCACCAACGGGAAAGAAGUGCCACCUCAGCGACUCAAGGGCACAGAGGGCAGCAGCAGGCGGCAUGUGGGACCUCCGCUAAACUCUGUGCUGCAGGACUUAGGAAAAAUCCAGAACAGUAAGGCGAGAGCUAAAGCCAUGUUUGAAUGGCUUAUUUCUCCUGUGAAACCAGAUGACUUCUUCCGAUGUAUUUGGGAGAAUAAGCCUGCUUUGAUUAAGCGUCACAACAGCAAAUACUACGAUGGAUUCUUUUCCACUUCAGAGUUUGACCGGAUUCUCCGAGAAGAUAAUGUGCAAUUUGGGGUUAACUUGGAUGUUACCAGUUACACUGAAGGGGUGCGAGAGACGCACAAUCCUCCUGGCAGAGCGUUACCCUUGGUCGUAUGGGACUACUACACGAAUGGAUGUUCGCUGAGGUUACUGAAUCCACAAAGCUUCUGCUCCACCGUGUGGAAUGUCUUGUCUAUGCUACAGGAACUUUUUGGUAGCAUGGUUGGGGCAAACACAUACCUCACCCCUCCUGGUACUCAGGGGUUUGCACCACAUUAUGAUGACAUUGAGGCCUUUGUGGUUCAGUUGGAAGGCAAGAAACAUUGGAGGGUCUACAAUCCAAGGAACUCAUCUGAAAUGCUUCCUCAGUUCUCAAGUGUGAAUUUCACCGAUGGUGACCUUGGGGAGCCCAUUCUAGAAACCAUUUUGGAAGCUGGAGACCUUUUGUACUUUCCUAGAGGUUUUAUUCACCAAGGUGACUGCCUUCCUGAUGCUCACUCCUUGCACAUAACUGUCUCUUCAUUUCAGAGGAACAGUUGGCUGGACCUGCUGGACAAGCUCCUUCCAGCUGCCCUCCAGAUUGCUGCUGAAGAGGAUGUUGAGUUUCGGAAAGGACUUCCUCUAGAUUACCUUGAUUAUAUGGGAGUCCAAAAUGUGGAGUCAUCGGACCCGCGGAGAAAGAAUUUCAUAGAAAAAACUCAGGUGCUGAUGAGGAAGUUGGCAGCAUAUGCGCCGGUCGAUGCUGCGGUGGAUCAGAAGGCGAAGGCAUUCCUGCAUGAUUGCUUACCUCCUGUACUGACACCUGCUGAGAGAGACCAAAGUGUACAUGGAGCUCCAGUCAGAUGGGAAAAUGGAGAAGUGAAAGACGGCAUCAUACAACUUGAGAAGGACACACCAGUACGAUUUCUGAGAGGUGGGAUAGCAAGGUUGUGUAGUGAGGGAGAAGCCUGUGUAUUGUACUACUCGACAGAUAAUUCCAGAGUGUACCACCAGGAGGCGCCAAAGUCUAUUGAAGUGAAUGCUGAGCAUGUGGAAGUAAUAGAAUAUCUUCUCCACUGUUAUCCUCAUUAUGUGACUGUAGAAGGCAUUCCCUGUGGAGACCUGGAUGACAAGCUUGCCGUAGCCAGUAUGCUAUUUGAGAAGGGUCUGCUGAUCACCAAAGAGCAACUGACUCCAUUAACAAGUUCUGAGGAAAAUGAGUGAUUUUGUAUUUUGGAGCUAAUGGAGACUGUGAAGAGAAUGUCCUGCCUUCUUUGAGGUUCUGUGCAUUGGACACUCUUAAUCUCAGGAAUGUAUGAGGAGGAUCACUUUUGAACUAGUAAAUCAUCUUGGCCCACCUGAUUUCCUAGUUUUCUCUGCUGUUCUUACAGGCCUAAGGAGUAAUAAUAAUAAAUGUUUUCUGACAUCUUAGUCUGAUUUAGGAUACUCACCUCUGCCUUAAUUUAAUAUGUCUUUGAAAUGUAAAUGAAAGGACUGUAUGAUACUCAAAUUUUAUAUAGACUUAAAAAUGGUUCAGAAAUACCGUAAAUGAUUUUUAAGGUCUAUAGCAUUUUAUCUUUGGUGUUAAAUGUCAUAGGAGAUAAUGAAGACCAAGUUCAUCUAUUUAUGUGCUAUCUGUAAAGAAUAAAUCAAGGCAACUGGACUUACUGUAGAUUUCUUGAAAAC